Colletotrichum scovillei is the source of this 4627-nucleotide messenger RNA. RefSeq names its product PHD-finger domain-containing protein. The transcript is spliced from 3 exons. Bases 266 to 3856 code for a protein of 1196 amino acids. NCBI's taxonomy places the organism in Eukaryota, Fungi, Ascomycota, Sordariomycetes, Glomerellales, Glomerellaceae. Gene Ontology annotation, biological process: regulation of transcription by RNA polymerase II. The record is from RefSeq and is a predicted model, not a curated record.
GUAACUCUGAGCCGCAAAUUCGACGUCACCUCGUCUCCUGAUGAUCUCUUCAACUCUUUUCCAUUUCAGCAUCACCUUCGCAACUGCACUGUAACCUUGUUGCGUGCCGGAGAUACGUGCGCGGUACCGUUUCGCCAAUGCCCCGCCCCUUCCUCCAGCCGUACCACCACUCCGCGCGCCACCUCCUCCUGACGCGGUGAUUUCCGACCACCUCUCUUAAUCCCCAUCGAAAGAAGUCCCAAUACUGGGCUAAUAAUCGCGAAACAUGCCUUCAAAGCCUUCAACACCGAGGCGAUCCUUUACCGGCCGAAAACGUGGACGUCCUCCAGGUACAACCAAUGCCACACGCAGUGCGCGCGACCUCGAAGAUUCCCCCGCACCACCUCCCUCCGGCCGAUCUACGCGCGACCACGCCACCCCUUCUGCAGUUCCACACACCGAGCCGGCGCCUAAGAGAAGAAGAUACAUUCCGGGAGGUGCAGGUGGUGGAGGCCGUUUCAUCGAUGAUGAUGGAACUGAGACCCCCAUCGCAGCAGUGCGUAGACCACCAAGGGAGCCGCGCAGCGUGUCGGCGAUAGUCCCAAGACGAGAACGAAGCGCAAGAUUGCGAACCGCUGCGGAUCGAGAAGACAUGGAAUUCAGUUCGGCCGCGGCUGUCGCAGCGGCCGUUGCAGAAAACGAAGGAUACAAGCCCAGAGAGGAACGGGGCUGGGAGGAAUUCCACCCUAAGCUCGAUAUCGAUGCAACAUUCAUGAUGUUCCGCUCUGAAGAAGUCGAUGGAAUUCCUCUCCCUGUCGCCAAAUCGCCUCCAAGGACACCAGCAGGAAUACGGCCAUCCACCCCGAUGAAUGGAUCCAACACGCCCUUAAGAGAAAUGAACCCGGCUUCGACGGGCAAUACACCAGCGCCCACCACAAAUUCCUACUUCAGCCUUCCCGUUGCUGGAAGUGAAACGCCGCAGAAGCGUCGCACAAGGCCACCCCGUGAAUCUGUUUCCUUCCUGGGUCGAGACCUGGCUCCAGCAGCGACACCAAGACUGCCUCAAGUCCUACCUAUCCGGAAUCAAACCCCCAAGGAGCGUCUGGAUCUCAAGGCACCUUCUUAUCGCAGAUCUGACCAGGUUGAGCAAUUCGAGAGCAAGAGCUUUGGUCAAGCGCGAUACGUAGACAAGUCGAUGAUGAAUGUAGGAUAUCAGGAGACUGAUCGUUACAUGCGCUCCGAGGGCAGGCUUAUCAAAGCGGCGGAGCCAAAUCUGGAGGACGACCUCGAACAAACAGCGGCCAAAGUAGAUGGCGAAGCGCAACCAAUCUCUGGCACAAAUGUUGGACGUGUGGAGUACGACAUGGACGAGCAGGAUGAUAAGUGGUUAGAGGUUUACAACAGGGAACAAAGGAAGGGCAACGAACUGGAACCAAUAACCCGCGAAGUAUUUGAAAUUGCCAUUACGAAAAUCGAAAAAGAGUGGCAUGCGUUGGAGAAGCGGAUACCAAAGCCCAAUCCUAAACCGCCUCAGACCCAUCGGCCGCGGUCUAGUUCGGCCGCAGCCGUCAAUGGCGAACCACAAGUUGGGGAGGAGCAAGACAGCAAAUGCGCGAUUUGCGAUGACGGCGACUGCGAAAACACCAAUGCCAUUGUCUUCUGUGACGGAUGCGACCUCGCAGUCCAUCAGGAGUGUUACGGUGUGCCCUUCAUUCCAGAAGGCCAGUGGCUUUGCAGGAAGUGUCAGCUCAUCGGCCGAGGCGUACCGACUUGCAUCUUCUGCCCCAACACAGACGGCGCUUUCAAGCAGACCAAUUCAUCCAAGUGGGCGCACCUUCUAUGCGCAAUGUGGAUUCCCGAGGUGUCCCUCGGGAAUGCCACUUUCAUGGAGCCUGUCAUGGAUGUGGAGAAAGUGCCCAAGACGCGCUGGAAGUUGAAUUGCUAUAUCUGCAAUCAGAAGAUGGGUGCCUGCAUACAGUGCAGUAACAAAUCUUGCUACCAAGCGUUCCACGUAACGUGCGCACGACGGUCGCGCCUCUUCCUCAAAAUGAAGAACAGUCACGGGGCGCUUGCAGUUCUUGAUAACAGCAUGAUACUGAAGGCCUUCUGCGACAAACACUGUCCUCCCGACUACUCUAAAGACAAUGGCGUCGCUCAAGCAGCGCGGGAAGCUAAGAAGUUCUACAAGCGGGCAAUGAAGGGACGGAUCUGGGCAGACAGCCAAGCAACAGCUCAUGCGCUGGCUGCAAAUCACCGUAAUGCUUUAACAGAGCACCCACCCGACGAAAGUCAAAUGACGGGGGCCAAAUUUGCGUCCUAUGUUGGUGGGGACAAAAAGAAGGGGCAACCUGGAAAGCAGAUUUGGAAGCUGCCUUCAGGCGCGCCCAUCAUUCCCCAAGCUGUCUUUGAGAUUGUGGAACAGGCGCUUUCUCGGUUCCCAUUCCGCAAGCGCAAGGAUUUCGUCAGCGAAGCAUGUCGUUACUGGACGCUCAAGCGCGAGGCCCGCCGUGGUGCGGCGCUUCUCAAGCGACUGCAGUUGCAGAUGGAGACCUUCUCAUCGAUGGAGCUUACAAGGCGGAACUUUGCGCAAAUGGGUCCAUCUGGGAAAGCCCGUCUUUCACGGCGUGUCGAAUUCGCCGAGGCGUUGCUCAAGGACCUCUGGGAACUGAAGCUUCUCUCGGAAAGCGUCGUUCAGAGAGAGCAAGAAAAGCUCGACGCUGCAGAGCUUGAGCAAGAGUUCGUGGACACCUGCUAUUUCCCAAUUGCGAAGCUGCUGGGACCAGUCGUCGAGAAGGCGAUAUUCCUCGACAAAAAUAUUUUUAAGGAAGGCCUCUUGGAGCUCCAGGAGAAACUGGAGUGCCGAUUCUAUACCAACACCCUCGUCUUCACCCAUGACUUGUGUGAAGUAAUUCAUGUCGGCAUCAACACAGAGCCUACGCACCUUGAAAAUCCGUCCCAAGGCGGCACUCUCUCGCCUGUAAAGCAGAACUUCCACGACCCGAGGCAGAGGAAAACGCUCGGCAAACGAAUACUCAAGGCUGUCCAACCACAACUUGAGACGGCCCUCAAAACAGAGGCCGAAAUCACGCACAAGCCGUACGAGACUCUGGCAAAGGAGUUCGAGGGUAUGCUAGAAGCCAGCAUCGAAUUCCGUCAGCCAUCCAUCACCGUCUCCCGCACAGAAGAGAGCACCGAACCCAGCCAGGAUACUAUCAUGGUGGAUGCUGCUACUGAGCAGAUCACUGUCGCAAACGACGAGACCAACAAGGGCGCAGACGCCACAGCCGACGCUGCAGCAGACGAGAUGGACGUCGAUGCCGAAGGAGAAGAAGAUGAAGGCAAUAUUGAAGUCAACACUUCGACUUUGGACAAGCCAAGCGACGUCCACUCAUCGAACUCAUCGGUGGCGGGGCAUGAGGGCAACGGUAAGGCUGCUGUCAAGAUUGAAGGGUCAGUGGCUCCGACCGUUCAGCCCACAGAUACGCCGCCUGAGGCGGGCUAUGUGCCUGCCAGUAGACCAACGCAACCGGCCCCUCCAACGCCUCCGCAGUCCAACGGCAGCCUGGGCAACGAGUCCACAGAUCCAUUGUCUGAGGGCGGCAUACCCUGGUACUUUUCCGACUUCAAACCCAAGGGAACGACCAUUGUCGAGGAGACGUGGACCGGCCGCGCGGCGCUCCGCAGUCUUAGCGAGGACCUCACCGACAUGGAUGAGCAGGAGCUCGAAGGCUUGGCCUUUGAUGUAGAGGACAGUACUAUCACUGCAUCGCCAACCGUCAAUGACGAAGUGGCAGACACCAUUGUCAGCAAGGCCAAGUCCAACAAUAACAAAGUCCGCAAGCGCACGAGUGCCCGAGCAUCUGCUAGGAGGAGAUAGCUGUGCUUUUCGCCCUCUGGCUCUCUCAACGACAACCCUCCCUCUUACGGAGAGUCGCAACGCCCGUUUGUUAUGAAUUUUGUGUUUUUAACGAAAUUGUAUUUGUACAAGAGAAGACCCCGACGACAUGUCCCGAUUGUUUCUCCCCCUUGCUUGCUUUUCAUUUUCCCGGCAACUACACCUCGCGUCACGAUUCCCCCAACUUUUACACCGUAUCCUUUAACUACACCCCGUGCGCCGCGUCUACUAUAGCGAGGCCGCGUGCCUAUUACUACCAUCAAUACUUUUUCUUCCUGUUUCUUGCUUGAAUUUUAUUCAGUGGGUUUAAUCAUUAGGCGUUUAAGAAGUUGGGGGAAAUGCGUCCCGCAAACUUUCACCAAACAUGGCUUUGGCUUCAAGGGCGUUUUCGGAUCAAGGAAGAGUUUUUAUCAGGUUAGCAAGGGGGAGGCUUCACGCACACACAACAACCCUGUUAUACCGCCCACGCGAGAUGGGAGAGGCUUUUCUUCUUAGCUUAGCUAGUAUUGAGAGAGACUUUUUAUUUUCUUCUCCCUGUUAAAGUCAUGAGUAUGAAAUGUUUUGAGAGUGAGGAAGAAAGAAGAGGUGUUGUCGUUGUUUCUUAAGUUUUCCUGCCUAUUGGUGUUCCCUGCCAUCUUUCUUCUAGGAUAGAGUGACGGACGAAGGGUGUUUUGAGGUUGGGACGUAUCCGAGACCUUUGUAUGUAGUGUGAGUGGAAUGUGAUGAUGGUCGAAUGAGAGUUUCUGAGUGUGC